Candida albicans SC5314 is the source of this 807-nucleotide messenger RNA. RefSeq names its product tRNA guanylyltransferase (gene THG1). The transcript has a single exon. The coding region runs from base 1 to 807 and encodes 268 amino acids. Gene Ontology annotation, biological process: tRNA modification. Lineage: Eukaryota; Fungi; Ascomycota; Pichiomycetes; Serinales; Debaryomycetaceae. Gene Ontology annotation, molecular function: tRNA guanylyltransferase activity; magnesium ion binding. The record is from RefSeq and is a predicted model, not a curated record.
AUGGCCAAUUCCAAAUAUGAAUACGUCAAGUUAUUUGAAAAAGAGAAUUAUUUGUUACCAGAUACAUAUAUAAUAAUAAGAGUCGAUGGGAAAGGUUUCCACAAGUUCUCGCAGUUUUAUGAGUUUGAGAAGCCCAAUGAUUUAAAGGCACUUCAAGUCAUGAACCUGGCUGCAGAGAAAUUAAUGAGUAAAUAUAGUGAUGUCAUGCUAGCAUAUGGUGACUCUGAUGAGUACUCGUUUUUGUUGCGUAAGAACUGUCAAUUGUAUGAAAGACGGGAAAUGAAACUCACUACCUUAUUUUCAUCACUAAUGUCAACCUACUAUAUGUAUUUUUGGCUGCAAUACUUUCCUGAUAAGCCAUUGCAUAUAGAUCAUUUGCCCAACUUUGAUGCAAGAGCAGUGCUAUAUCCAGAUUUCAAGCAUAUUAGAAACUAUUUUAGCUGGAGACAGGUUGAUUGUCAUAUCAACAAUUUGUAUAAUACUACUUUUUGGAAUUUAGUGUUAAAGUUGAAAAUGACACCUCAGCAAGCAGAGCAAAGACUCAUGGGUACAGUAGCAUCUGACAAGAAUGAGAUAUUAUUCAAAGAAUGUGGGGUCAAUUAUAAUAACGAGUCGGAAAUGUACAAAAAGGGAACUAUCAUUGUGAGAGAGUUUGAGAAUUAUGAGACUGAAGACGAGGCAGAGUUAUCCAAGAGACAAGUACAAAGGUUAGAAAAGAAAAGAAAGAAGGCUGAACUUAAAAUCUAUCAUGUUGAUAUUAUCAACGACGAUUCUUGGUGGAAAAGUAGGCCAUGGUUGAAGGAUUAG